This is a messenger RNA of Hipposideros armiger (great roundleaf bat), 1528 nucleotides long. RefSeq names its product inorganic pyrophosphatase 1 (gene PPA1). Gene Ontology annotation, biological process: phosphate-containing compound metabolic process. Gene Ontology annotation, cellular component: cytoplasm. The transcript has 10 exons. NCBI's taxonomy places the organism in Eukaryota, Metazoa, Chordata, Mammalia, Chiroptera, Hipposideridae. The coding region runs from base 157 to 1197 and encodes 346 amino acids. Gene Ontology annotation, molecular function: magnesium ion binding; inorganic diphosphate phosphatase activity. The record is from RefSeq and is a predicted model, not a curated record.
CCAGAGCCCAGUUAAAGGCCGCUCCCAGCGCCUCUUGCCGGUCCAGUUUGCUCAGUGCGCAAGCGCGGAGGGUUCUCCUUGUCAGCCGGCGCCGCGUGCGGGCGAGUGGCUCUGUGGCAGCGGCAGCGGCAGCGGCGGCUGUUAGUCUCCUGCACGAUGAGCGGCUUCAGCAGCGAGGAGCGCGCCGCGCCCUUCACCCUCGAGUACCGAGUCUUUCUCAGUGAGUGUCGGCGGUCCGCGGCCCCUCCUCGCCCAACCGUCCAUUCAUUCCCGGGCCUCGCCUCGCGUCCCAACCUGGGCGCCUGCGGCCCGCGCUUGGCCUCGCGUCCUGGGCGCGGGCUGGGCUCCUCCAGCCGGUCCCCGGGGCCUGGGCCCGCCCGGCCAUCCCAUUUCACGUGUCCGGCCCGCGGGCGGGACGGCGUGGGUCGGCGUUUUUCUUUCACAAGCAGGGAUGUGUUCCACAUGGUGGUUGAAGUACCACGCUGGUCUAAUGCAAAAAUGGAGAUUGCUACAAAAGACCCUUUAAACCCAAUUAAACAAGAUGUGAAAAAAGGAAAACUUCGUUAUGUUGCAAAUUUGUUCCCUUAUAAAGGAUAUAUCUGGAACUAUGGUGCCAUCCCUCAGACUUGGGAAGACCCAGGACAUGAUGACAAACACACUGGCUGUUGUGGUGAUAAUGACCCAAUUGAUGUGUGUGAAAUUGGAGGCAAGGUGUGUGCAAGAGGCGAGAUCAUCAGGGUGAAAGUUCUGGGCAUACUGGCUAUGAUAGAUGAAGGGGAAACCGACUGGAAAGUCAUUGCCAUUAAUGUGGAUGAUCCUGACGCAGCCAAUUACAAUGAUAUUAAUGAUGUCAAGCGGCUGAAACCUGGCUACCUAGAAGCUACUGUGGACUGGUUUAGACGGUACAAGGUUCCUGAUGGAAAACCAGAGAACCAGUUUGCUUUCAAUGCAGAAUUUAAAAAUAAGGACUUUGCAAUGGAUAUUAUUAAAAGCACUCAUGACCAUUGGAGAGCAUUAGUGACGAAGAAAAUUGAUGGAAAAGGAAUCAGUUGCAUGAAUACCACAGUGUCUGAGAGCCCCUUCAAGUGUGACCCUGAUGCGGCCAAAGCCAUUGUGGAUGCUUUACCACCGCCAUGUGAAUCUGCUUGCACAGUACCAACAGAUGUGGAUAAGUGGUUCCAUCACCAGAAAAACUAAGGAAAUUUCUCUGGAAUACAAGCUGAUAUUGCUGCAUCCUAUUCAUCUGGACAUAGUAGAUGCAAAAGUAGUGGCUUUUCAGAGCUUUAAAUUUAUAGAACUUACCUAACAAAGCAAAUUCUGCUGUGACCAAUCUAAUAUAUUCAAAGUGUUAUCCAUUUGAAAGCAUUUUUCCAUAUUUCAACUAAGAUAACUUUCAGUACAUGCUUGAAUAUGAAAGCAGUUGUUGUAAUUUGGAAGUCAUUUGUGAAUAAAUAUGCAAGAUAAGUACAUAUUAGAUGUAUAUGUUUACCAGGUGUUAGGAAUUAGGAAAUAAAAUUAUUUUGCUGAA